Messenger RNA from Lemur catta (Ring-tailed lemur), 1592 nucleotides. It is a transcript of the gene RHEBL1, whose product is annotated as RHEB like 1. The transcript has 9 exons. The record is from RefSeq and is a predicted model, not a curated record. NCBI's taxonomy places the organism in Eukaryota, Metazoa, Chordata, Mammalia, Primates, Lemuridae. Gene Ontology annotation, molecular function: GTP binding; GDP binding; GTPase activity. Gene Ontology annotation, cellular component: plasma membrane. Gene Ontology annotation, biological process: small GTPase-mediated signal transduction. Bases 610 to 1173 code for a protein of 187 amino acids.
CGAAGGGCUGCGCAGAGUGAAGGGCUCAGCCUGAGUGUAUGCGGGGAAAAUAGGCUCCCAAGCAAGGGAUCCCAGAAACCUUGCAAAAGGGAGGCCUAGAAUCUUUUGACCUGAAACUCCAGCCUAAACACAACCGGCAUUUUCCAUCCACCAUUCUUCGCAGCCACUUCUGCUAGGCUGCAAAUGCGCAAACACCUCUAGGACCCCGGGUUCCUUUCUUUUUCUUUAUGAAUGAACCGACUCCAGUCUGCGCACGCGCAGCUCCCGGCGCUCCCGCUCCACGUGAGGCCCACCCUUCCCUCCUGCCGGCGGCCCCGCCCUUACCCAUUCUAAUAGACCAAUGGCGAACGGCCCGGGGGGCGGAGCCCUGAGCGGCGCGGCACUGUAGUUCCCCCGGCGCCCGGCUCCCUUGCCUUAGACGUGCUGUGUUGUGAUCACGUGGCCCGCUCCGGGCGCGGCGCUUGUUUUGGUUUCCCUCUAGCUUGCCCCUAGCAGCUUCGCGGUGAGCGACUUUCCUGCACCGGUUGCCGCGCCUCCCUGCACCCUGACCUCUUCUUCUUCGGGUAUCUCAGCCCGCAAUUCUGCAAGCCUCUGGAGCGGGCUCCUGCCAUGCCGCUGGUCCGCUACAGGAAGGUGGUCAUCCUUGGAUACCGCUCUGUAGGGAAGACAUCUUUGGCACAUCAAUUUGUGGAAGGCAAGUUCUUGGAAGGCUACGAUCCUACAGUGGAGAAUACUUACAGCAAGAUAGUGACUCUUGGCAAAGAUGAGUUUCACCUACACCUGGUGGACACAGCAGGGCAGGUACCAGUUGGGGAUGAGUACAGCAUUCUGCCCUAUUCAUUCAUCAUUGGGGUCCAUGGUUAUGUGCUUGUGUAUUCUGUCACCUCUCUGCAUAGCUUCCAAGUCAUUGGGAGUCUGUACCAAAAGUUACAUGAAGGCCACGGGAAAACUCGGCUGCCAGUGGUGCUAGUGGGGAACAAGGCAGAUCUCUCUCCAGACAGAGAGGUACAGGCAAUUGAAGGGAAGAAGCUGGCAGAGUCCUGGGGUGCGACAUUUAUGGAGUCAUCUGCUCGAGACAAUCAGCUGACUCAAGACAUCUUCACCAGAGUCAUCCAGGAGAUCUCGCGUGUGGAGAAUUCCUAUGGGCAAGAGCGUCGCUGCCAUCUCAUGUGAGCCCUGGGGCGUAGGAUAACUGCCUUGUUUCUGCCCCUGGCACUCGCCAGGCUCCAGUGGGGGGCAUGCCCUCAGGACUUCAUGGGUAUGGUUGCCAGCUGUGUUACUGGCCCUCUGGGCACACAGUGUGGUAUCCUCAUGUUUGCACACUUUCCCCAGGCUUCAGUGGCCUGGAUGUCAAUGUUUACAAAGGGGCAAGGAUGUCUCAUGGGCACUGGCCUCUAGCCCUCUGUUUUUGCUAAAUGAGUUCUGUUGGAACCUGUGGGAUUGGGAUAUGAGUCCUGGGCAUUUUUUAUCCAGGGCCCUUCCUCCUGUGUAGGUUUUGGGUGUUGGCUGGGAAAGGGGAGCUGGGGACUCCUGAAGUAGAGCUGGCUUCUGGGGUGACAAUGUAUAUAUGCAAAUAAACUGAGAAAUCUUUU